Messenger RNA from Sungouiella intermedia, 1086 nucleotides. NCBI's taxonomy places the organism in Eukaryota, Fungi, Ascomycota, Pichiomycetes, Serinales, Metschnikowiaceae. The record is from the annotation of a GenBank genome assembly.
AUGGCCGAAAAAGAAUCCGACGCCGCCUUGGAAAUCUAUAUCCGUUUCAACGAUGAUAUGGAAAAGGACUACUGCUUCCAGAUCUCCACCUCCACCACUUUCAGAGACUUGUUGAAGGUUUUCGACACUUUGCCAAUCUCCUUGAGACCCAAUGUGUUCUACGAGCCCCGUCCCACGGGCUUCGUUGUGUCCACUCUGCCCGGUUACCUUACCGAAGACGGUGCAUUGCUCUUCUCUUACGAGACAGACAAGAAGAAAUACCAAAAGAAGGUUGGAUUGGACGAGAAAAUCGCCAAACAUUGUUGGCCAGGCCAGUUGGUCAUGCCAGUUUGGGAAUUCAACCUGUUUGGAUACUACUCUUUCCUCACGUUUUUAUUGACCUGGCUCUAUACUGAUUUGCCUGACUUUAUCUCCCCUACUCCAGGUAUUUGCUUGACUAACCAGAUGUCAUACCUUGCCUCGGUGCUUGCCCGUAAAUUUGGAUAUGAUCACAUUGCCAACUUGGUGCUCGACGAUGUCAGAGACCCUGUCAACAUCGGUGCUCAGUGUGUGUUUUUCUUCUUCCAUUUGAUUAAGGUUCUUGCCUUGUACUUUGUUAUUUGGUCAGGAAUGCUCAACCCAACCAAGGUGUUCCGUGUUCCAUUUACCCUGAAGCCAAAGCAGGUAACCAAGGAGAUGUUGAUUGAGUUGGGCUGGACCGGUUCCAAGAGAGCCAACGCUGACGAAUACAAGGACUUCUACAGAACUUACAAGAUCAAGCAACAUGGAGGUAUGGUGCCUGCCCAUCAGGCUGGCUUGUUCACCAAGUUGAAGAACUUGGGAGUGUUUUUGGGCGAUGGAGAGGGCUUUAACACUCCUCUUGACUCAACUAACAAGUUGGACGAUGCAGGCGACAAGUUUGUGUUGAGCUACGGGCUUUUUGUCAAGCUUGGCGAGUACUUUGAGGACUACAUCAAGGGUAAGCUGGUUGAGGAGGUGAACGAGGCUAUUAAGGAGUUCCGUAGGUACGGACUUUUGCACAGCAGCGAAGAGAUCCAAGAUUUGGUUGCUAAGAGAAAAGCCAACGGUGACCUGAAGCUUGAGUAA